AUGGCGCGAACCUGUUGGCUGGCACUGGGGGUCAUUUUGGCCGCCGCCGUCGCCCGGGCUUCAUCUCCGGCGUCCAGUCAGGACUUGGAGUUUACCUUCUUGUUGCCGGCGGGCAGCAAAGACUGCUUCUACCAGACCGUAGACAAGGAGAACAGCCUGGAAUUUGAAUACCAAGUGAUCGGCGAGUCGAAUCUGGACGUCAACUUCGUCAUGUUUUCGCCCGGCGGCCGGCGGGACUUCGACGACCACCGGAGACCUCACGGCAUCCACAAGGUGGAGCGGACCGAACGAGGCGACUACCAGAUGUGCUUUGACAACACCUUCAGCAAGAUGAAGGAGAAAUUGUUGUUCUUCACGCUCAUCAUCAGCAACCCCAACAGCACGGCCCAAGAUGGCCGCUCCGUGGACGCCGCCGCCGCCGCCGCCAACUCCACAGCCGUCGGCAAGACCUUGGAGUUAAGGCUGGCGGACUUCAGGGCGCGCCUGGUUGCGAUGAACUCGCAGAUCCAAAGGAGCCGCGUGAUCCAGCUCAUGUUGAGGACCUUCGACAAGCGGGACCAGCGUCUGCAGGACAACAACCUGUGGAGGGUCAGCUUCUGGUCCGGCGUCAGCGUCGUCGUCAUCCUGGGCGUGGCCGCAGCGCAGGUUCGCAUGCUCGAGUCGUUCUUUCCAGCGAGCUAGAACCGCCUGCCGGAAGUUGAGAAGGGGGGGGGGUGGCGCUCCCCAAUGAGAACCCGAGUGAGCUUUUGUACCUCAAAUCCACUUUGUCUGUGUCUUUUUAAAUAAAGUAAGGCGUAACGUUAUUGGAUGGAUUUUUUUUUUUUU
Molecule: messenger RNA, 825 nt
Organism: Syngnathoides biaculeatus (alligator pipefish)
Lineage: Eukaryota; Metazoa; Chordata; Actinopteri; Syngnathiformes; Syngnathidae
Product: transmembrane emp24 domain-containing protein 1-like
Exons: 4
Coding region: 1-681 (226 amino acids)
Biological process (GO): intracellular protein transport; Golgi organization; endoplasmic reticulum to Golgi vesicle-mediated transport
Cellular component (GO): endoplasmic reticulum-Golgi intermediate compartment; Golgi apparatus; COPII-coated ER to Golgi transport vesicle
Source: RefSeq, a predicted model, not a curated record